Caenorhabditis briggsae is the source of this 3717-nucleotide messenger RNA. Gene Ontology annotation, molecular function: protein binding. Lineage: Eukaryota; Metazoa; Nematoda; Chromadorea; Rhabditida; Rhabditidae. The record is from RefSeq and is a predicted model, not a curated record. The transcript is spliced from 6 exons. The coding region runs from base 1 to 3717 and encodes 1238 amino acids.
AUGCAUACAGUACAAUUUAUCACCGUCUUCUCGUUGGUUUUUGCGAGUUUUUCAAUUGUUGGAACUGCUCCAAAUGGUGGGAAUCAAGAACCAUCCGAUUUCAAGGAGAUCAUUGAAGAGUUCCGAAUCCUUGCUCGCGUCACAAAUGCCAUCUCCCUCCACGUCGCCGCCAUCUCCAGACGAAUAAGUGUGGAAGAUGUGCUAUCCGAACUUUUUCAAGUCGAUCCGGUCCCUUACCAAAAAAUGGUCAAAUUUUCCAUCGCCAAUGCCACAGCUGAACUGCAUCGGAUGCAAAAGGCUUAUGCUCUAGCCAAAAACCCUUCAAUGUUUUCUGUUGGUGUCCCGUUUGGUGUAAGCAUAUCAGAUUUCUUCAAAAAACUUCCUGCGGAAUUGAACCACGCAUUAAGUUUCUAUGUCAACCUUCCUCGACUGAUGAAUCAACUAAAUGAAGCAAGAAAUAUUCAGAAGGAUAAUCUAUUCAUCGCGGCACGAGCUGCACGAGGACUUUUUAAGACGUCAUGCUUCAACAUCAGCUAUGAAGUCCUCAACAAGUUCAUGGUUCACUUUGGGGAGGAUACUACAAACUACGUGGAACGAGACAGAAAUGAAGCGCUUGCGACUCUCAAAAGUUUCAACUCACAAGGACAGUUGGUCGCCGAGUGCUUGGAACAAAUUCCAAAACUGGAAGAAGAAAUCAAAAACAUAGGAAUAAAGAAAGCCUAUGAGGACCACAAAAUGGUGAUGAGGUCGAGAAAGAUAGUUUUGGAACUAGCCGUUGUUUCGAACGUGGGACGACACUUAGGUUCACUUCUAAAGGAUUUGUACAAAGGAUUAAAUUUGACGAGCUUCAUUUGGCAUAGUCAACCAUCCAAGGAAACAUUUCAUGUCAUAUCUCAACUGAAUGAUUCCAUUUUCGAAACUGACUUCUACAAUUUUGACUACAGUGAUAUGGAGUUUUCUAUUACUGCUGGAUUCAAAGAAACGAAAGAUUUGUUGAAAGUUUUUGACGACUUGGAAAGUCCCUGGUUCAAAAGCAAAGUUGCCAGAGAAGCCAGCACUGCGAAACUCGCCAAGGCUCUUCAACCCUACCGUAAGAUUUCUGAGAUCAUGUUCUCUUUGAAAGAAGCGUGGGACAAUUGGACAGAAACUUCAAAAGACAUUUUGACAACGGAAGUUUUGACUGCAGCAGAAACUUUGUUGAUCAUCAAAAAAUUCGAUUUGGAUUCUGUUAAAGUUUUUCGGAGUAUCGAUAAUCUUGGAAAUGAUUUCAAUAAGUGUGGACUCCCAAAAAUUGAUAAUAUCAGCAAUUUUUUGAACACAUUUGACACGGAACAGCUUCCGGCGGAGAAGGUGGCUUUAAAGUUUCAAGAUGUUGCUAAAUCGAUUUCAAAGAUUAAAUCAAGGUCAAAAUCGCUCAAAUCCACCCAUGGGAAUGCGACUGGACUAGUUGAAAAGUUGUUCGCAAUGGUUGACAAACAAACUACCAAUCUUAAACCCGAUCCAAAUGUGCCGUUGAUCAUGCAAACCAUUGAAAUUAAAAUCGAUUCAUAUGGACCGGAAUCUGAGGACAUUUUCUACUUGCUCAACAAAGUUUCCACGUUGGCAGAGGAUCUUCAAGUGCUCGACAAGCUUGCGGAACAAGUUCCCCAAAAACCGGCUUCAUUUUCGUUCCAGGAUAUAUUGGACCAAUCGAAAAUUUCAGAGAUGUCGCAAUGCGUUGAGUACGUUUCUAUUUGUAGAGAUUCAGAAUAUAUUUUUUUCAGAAAGCUUCAAGUGCCUCUGAAUGAUACGAUUAAUGGAUUAAGAGUAUAUCAGGCCUUUGACAGAUUUCCUAAUGCGGAAGUGUUCAAUAACAUUAGUCAAUAUCUUUCGAAACUUUCAAAGGUUCAACUGGAACUGAAAAAUAUUCAGAAAUUGGUGUUAACGAUUCGAAAGUCAAAUCAGAAGGCUGGCAAACUGGAUUCGUUGAUUUUGACACUCCAGAAUCCCAACCACCUUACUGAGAAUCUUGGACGAAGUAUACACAUUCUGGAAGACUUGUACGAAGUAAAAAACAAAGAAGAACAGUUUGGAAGAGAUCCAGAAUUCUCUCAAGAUGUGAUUAACGAGAUUGCUGAUAAGGGUUUGGAGGAAUGGAGGAGACCAUACCAGAAAUUACAAGGGUUGAUUGAAGGAGUUAGCAAGUUGGAUGAGGUGGCUAGACGGAUUCGUAAUUCGAGUUUGGUGAAUAUGACGGAAAUUUUCGAAAGAGCUACGCAGUUUCAAGGGAUUCCAGGAUCCAGAGAAAAGUUGAAUGAUGUUUAUGAAUACCUCAGCGAACACAUGGGAAACGAAGAAAAGAAGGCUGUGAAGUUCUUCGAGGCGGCUCGUGACCUAGAUCUGGAUUUUGCCAAACACAAUCUCCGUCUGAAAACGGUCCGAGUGACGGUGACAACACUCAAGCAAUACUUUGAUGAAAUAUUUGGACACGUGAAACCGAAAACUGUAACUGUGGAGAUUGAGCCGGCCGUCUCGUGGAAACUCAUUUUGAUUCUUUGUAUUGCUUUUGUUCUCUUUUUGAUAAUUGCUUUCUUUGGAAUCUAUGGGCUGACGGAAAACGGACGAGCCUGGUACAAGAAUGUGUAUUUGUACUAUUUUGGAAGUCCCGACGAUUUUGAGAAGAGGUGGAGAUACUCGAGUUUUAUGGACACCAUUGAUGGCAAGAAUUCAGUUUUAGACGCUGUUCGUGAAGGUAACAAAACUAGCUUGUUGAAGGCGUUGAAGAAUGGAGCAUACAUUGACGCUUAUAACAAAUACGGUAACACUGCCCUUCACGUUGCCACCAAAUUUGCUCUUCCCGAUCACGUUGAACUUUUGAUCCGAUACGGAGCCGAUCGUUCUCUAUUGAACUAUAAAAAUCUGACACCAAUGCGAUAUAUUCUUCCCGAGUUUGAGAAAAAGUAUCCGGAGAGAGUGGAGAAUUACGAGAAGAUUCGAAAAAUUUAUAAUAAGUAUGAAAAGAAAGGAUUCCGAAGCAGUGUACCCCACGCGUUUCCGGACACCUCGUUUCAUAUUUGGAUGGAUGAUGCGACUGAUGUAAAGCUGUGUAAUCGGUUUAUGGAUCGGUUCAGAUCAAUUACAUCCGAUGAAGCGAUGCCAACAACAACGCACUGCGUCGUUCGUGUAGAUGCCAAUGGAAUGCUAGAAACUGAUCGUCUGGAUCUUUUGCUCUGGAUCUUCCACGGUGUUAUUAUUGUGAAAGAACAAUGGAUGACUGACUGUUUGGAGAAUCCUAAAUUGAUUGGAAAGGAUGUUGACUAUUUGGUUGAGAAUGUCAAGUUCAAUGGACAAGUCUAUAAAACGGUGCUGACGUGGAGCGAGGCCAUGGCCAAAAGUGAGAUGCCCUAUUUGCUAGGAGCUUAUGUGGCCGUGGUGGCAACGGAUUAUAAAAAUUUGCUAACCCUCUCUUCAAUUGUGACCACUCAUGGAGGGGUCAUGAUGAACACGUUUCCACUCAAAGAGCACUUCAAUAAAGGAUCGCAUCCCUAUCUUCAUGCUCAUUUAGGACCACUUUUCUUGAUUCACGAUGGAGCGAUGGAUUUGAGUGUCUACAAAAAUGAUGUGGAUAAGAUGUACACGUUGUUCACGGAGGAAGAGUUUAUUGUGUUUAUGCUGAAGCGAGAGAUCAAUAGAGAUAGUAGAGUGAACCCGGUUGCCGUUUUGAUUGGUGAUGAAUAA